AUGGCAGUUGCUGUCCUUGCAGAUUCUUUCUGCACCUGCGCUUCUGUGGAUGCACGGGCGGCCGGCGCAGAACUCGCCUACGGCUACAGCGUAAUUGCUCAAGUGUGUCUCUGUCUCUAUACAACUGAGCUGCUGUGCAAUGCCUAUGUUCGUGGUUCGAAGAUGUGCAGAGACUGGAUAGGAGCGUUGGACGUGGUUAUAGUCAUUUUCGGCUGGGCGGAAAACAUCGUUUCUGCCGCGAUUGCCAGCGACAUUGGCCUGCCGCUGGGCGUGCUAAGGGUCUUCAGGCUGGUGAGGAUUGCUCGGACGAUCCGCCUUCUCAAGCGCCUGCGGAUGUUGAGGGAGCUCUACAAGCUCAUCGUCAUGAUGGCCUCGGUGUUUCGCACUUUGAUGUGGUCAUUCCUGCUCUGCUUCCUGGUCAUGACGGGAUUCGCCAUGUUGAUUGUGGAGUUUGUCAAUCCCAUCAUGCAGGACGGCUCGGCCCCUCCAAACCUCGCCUUUCACAGCCCAGUGCAGCUCUCGGGAAAUGCUGAGGUCAUGGAGGCCAACUUGCUGCUGUUUCAGACGGUGGUAGCGGGUGACAGCUGGGGCAGGGUUGCCGUGCCAGUGAUUCACGCCUCGCCCGCCACGGCCCUGAUUUUUAUCGGAUCUUUGCUGACCCUCGUGUUUGGCGUGCUCAAUCUGAUCGUUGCUGUGGUCGUAGAUACCUUUGCAGAAGCACGUCUACAUGAUGUGGAAGCCCUAGCGGAGGAGCUGGAAAUCGACCUCCAAGCCGACAGGGAGCAGCUGAAUGAGCUGUUUCAGCGUAUCGACAAGCAGGGCACUGGCGAGCUGACUUUGGACGAGUUGAUUGACGGUGCGCGCAAUGACGCCACCUUUCAAAGCCGCUUGAAGGUCAUGGAUAUUGAUGAGAGCGACCUUCAGCAGCUGUUCCACAUGAUCGACGUGGAUCAGUCGGGCACUUUGCAGGUCUCGGAGUUUGUUGGCCCACUGAGCCGCUGGGCCCAUGACUCCAAAACGGCACCGCGCUUCAUCAAGUACAACUUGAUGCAGAGCAUGCAGAUGCAAGAGGAUCUGAUCGACGUCACGGAGCGGCGCUUCGAGAUGCUGAGCCAACAGAUCGACCUCCUGGCGGGAGGCAGAGCGAUGCUGUCGCAUGACGAGGCGUCAGAGCUGUCGCAGCCGAUGGCAUCGCCGGAAGCCCCUGACCAAAGUCUACCUGCCAGCUGUCGACCUCAGCUGAUUGUGCCGUUCAGAAAGCCAAGAGAGAGCGUAAGAAGAGACUCAGCAACCUCCGGGCAGAUGGACAAGCAGAUGGACAAGGCGCUGGCCCAGAUUGACGCCAAGCUGGAAGCUUUGCUUCAGCGGGCAGUAGAGGAUGGGUCCUCCGGGCCAGUGCAGAGGCUUGCCUCCGGUGGGAAGAACAACCGCUCUGGUGUCGCGCGCAGGCCGUCGUUCGACGCCUUUCGGGCGAUGUACAUGGAAGCGUCCGUCCCCAAACGCAAGUCCGGACGCAAGCCGACGGCUGACAAGCCGACGGCUGACAAGCUGACGGCUGACAAGUCGGGCUCCCCGGAUGUGAAGUUACAUUUGGACCCGGGCAGCGCUUGAUGGCAGUUGGCCACCGGUUCCAAAAGUGGAACAGGUAUGGUCGAAGCGCCAUCGUCGAAUCAUGUCCAGUUGGUGUGAUAGUCAGCUGGUUGGCUCCUUCAAAGGGCCAACUGGAUAUCAUCAACUUUGAUGUGACUCGCAGGUACUGUGAAACGCACUGCUUUACACGGACAGGUCGAAUUCCGCC
Effrenium voratum is the source of this 1798-nucleotide messenger RNA. Lineage: Eukaryota; Dinophyceae; Suessiales; Symbiodiniaceae. The record is from the annotation of a GenBank genome assembly.